UAAAUUAAUAAAAAUGGCAGAAUUUACGAAAAAUCUAAUAACUAGUAAAGAUGUACAAAAACGAUGUGACGAUUGGGUAGAGUCACAAAAAGUAUUUACAUAUACGGAUGAAACACAGUGUAAAAGAAAACAAACAGAUGACGAUGAUAGUUAUAAUACUGAUUCUGAGUUUGAUUCCGUAUCAGAAUGUGGUACAAAAAGAAGAAGAGUUGGUUUACCCCUAAAACGUGAAGUUUAUCAUCUAUGUUGUGAAUGGACUGGUUGUAAAUACGAAGCAAAUCAUGUUGAAAGAUUCGUAAAUCACGUAGCUGCGCAUGUGUCCGAUUUAAAUACGCGGACCAAUGAGAAAGAAAUCAAUGUUUAUGUAUGUCAAUGGAGCGGUUGCUUGUACGAGAGUAAUGAUCCCGAUGAAAUUUCUAGACAUGUCAAUUAUCAUGCUUAUCAUACAAAAUUAAAAUGCAUUGGAUCGAAUAUUCGUACUAGAAUUAAAUUACCUAAAUGUCGCAGAGAUUCAGAAUGGAAGAAUGUUAUUGAUCUUCCAGCACCACUUCUUUGUCGAUGGGAAGAAUGUUUGAAACAUUUUAGGAAUUACCAAUUAUAUUUAUAUCAUGUUGCUGCACAUAUUGAGGAAGGGCCAAGAGGCAAUAAAAUUGAAGGAGGUUUAGAAUGCAAAUGGACUGGUUGUGGCAACUUGUAUCCUAGUCUAUACAAAUUGAGGGAUCAUAUACGACGUCAUACAAAGGAAAAAAUUGUUGCUUGUCCUGAUUGUGGUGCUACUUUUGCUUCUAAUACAAAAUUUCAUGUACAUUGUAAGCGGCAAAUUCCAAUUGAUGUUCAGGGAUUCCAAUGUUCUCAUUGCAAUAAGUUUUAUCCUACUGAAGGAAUUUUAAGAGAUCAUAUGCGAAUGCAUGUUUUUAAUUAUAAAUGCAGCCUUUGUGAUAUGAGUUGUGAAUCACCAGCUAGUUUAGCUAAACAUGUUAGAUAUCGACAUGUUUCUACAAGGAGUUUUCCUUGCCAACUUUGUAGUCAUGCUGCUAAAUCUCAACAGGAUUUAGACUCACACAUGACUGUUCAUACAAAUGGACCUAAUUUUUUGUGUCAUUUUGAAGGAUGUUUGUAUAAAUGCAAAGGCGCGUAUACUCUCGACAGGCAUAUCGAACGAGUUCAUAGUAUGCAGGUGCGAUGGUAUUGUUGUCAUGAAUGUCCAAUAAAAUAUAGAAAAAGUUAUAGAUUAACAAAGCAUUUAAUUGAAACACAUCAAUUACAAUUACCUAGCGGACAUACAAGAUUCCAAUAUAUUCAUGAUGAAGAUGGUUGCUAUAGACUACAAAUGGUCAGAUAUGAAGCUGUUGAAGAAGAAACAAAUCCUUCUAUUACCCAAACAAAAAUACAAAAUAGAAAAUUUAAAAUUAAAUUAAAUAAAAAUUGCAGUGUGCCUCAAGUUGAGAUUUUUGAAGACUUGGAUGAAGAAGGGGAGGAGGAUGAAGAAACCAAAGCAAAAGAAAAGUCAGGAGAAAAAAAUAACGGAGGGAAGUCUAUGCCCGUGAUAUCGAAUAUUCUGAUAUCGAUUGACGAAACUGAUGCUGAAGGAAAUAUAAUUAGAAGUAGAGUUGUGGAAGCUCAGGAAACUAUGGAAUUACCACCUUCUGAAGGACCACUAUUAAUUCUGACAUGAAUUAAUUUCAAUCAAUGGAUAACA
Molecule: messenger RNA, 1699 nt
Organism: Eufriesea mexicana
Lineage: Eukaryota; Metazoa; Arthropoda; Insecta; Hymenoptera; Apidae
Gene: Hinfp
Product: Histone H4 transcription factor
Exons: 5
Coding region: 14-1675 (553 amino acids)
Biological process (GO): regulation of transcription by RNA polymerase II
Cellular component (GO): nucleus
Molecular function (GO): RNA polymerase II cis-regulatory region sequence-specific DNA binding; DNA-binding transcription factor activity, RNA polymerase II-specific
Source: RefSeq, a predicted model, not a curated record